AUGCAAGAUAUUGCACGGCUCAUUAAUAGAGGACCUUGCCCAUUGAGGCAUGCGUCAAUUCAAUUUCUGCAAAAGCAUAAUGAUACUCAAAACAGAAGCUUUUUUCUGGGCAAAAUCAGACUUUCCCGAAGUUUUAUGAACCAAUUCAAAAAUGUGUAUAACCUCCCACCAGCCCCGAUACAAAUUACGCCUACCAUAUCUCAGACGCAAUUUCAAGCAGAAACUAUUCAUGCAGUUGGCUAUCUAGUAAAAGUAGACUCUCUCAGCAAAGAGUUGGUUUUUGCGCGAAUGGUUGGAACAUCAAGUAUAGGAGAGACUCUUCAAUUGAUAACGCGAAAUCCACAGAUCUGCCAGCAACUACGAGAUGCAGUGAUAAAUAGCCCUAUAAGCAUAGCUGGAAAAUUUCGGCUCAAGAAGUCAAACGUUGUGAAGGAACAGCCUCAAUCUAUAAAACCUUCGAGUCAUGACGGAGAAGAUUUAUCAAUUAAAUCUCUAGAGAUUGAUCUUCUUGAGUUUACAUGUUUAAAUUCUUUUCCGCAUCAUAUACGAGUCGCCAAGGACCAAGUAUUUUUACCUGAACAUAGACAUAUGCAAAUUAGGUAUGACUUUGGGCUACGGGAAACGCUAGCUUUUCGUUCUGAUGUUGCAAAAGCUGUUCGAGAAUAUCUGCAUGAUUUCCAAGAGGUUGAGACACCUAUUCUCUUCAAGUCUACUCCCGAAGGCGCCAAGGAAUUCCUAGUACCUUCACGAAAGUAUGGUCAUGCAUAUGCGCUUCCACAGAGCCCACAGCAGUACAAACAAAUUCUCAUGGCAAGCGGAAUCGAAAGAUAUCUACAGUUUGCGAGAUGCUUCAGGGACGAAGAUCUCCGGGCUGACAGACAGCCUGAGUUCACUCAGAUCGAUAUCGAGCUUGCAUUCGCUGGAGGAAAUAAGGUAAUGGGACUGGUUGAAGGUCUCAUCAAAUAUAUUUAUCAUAAAUUCUCAGACCGUGUCCCUGCAAUACGUAUCGAAAAAAAAAAUCCUUAUCAACAAGAAGAUUUUCCGGUAAUGACUUAUGAUCAUGCUAUGUCACAUCAUGGUACUGACAAACCGGACACUCGAAUAACCGGUUUGAUUACUCAAAUAAAUGAGGCAACUAGUAAUGAACUGUGUAAGAUGCUCACAACGAUAGCCGAUCCUAUUAUUGAAUGCUGUAAACUAAGACUAAAUGCCUCACCACUCGAACUAAAGAGGUUCAUUAAAAAUUUCAUGACAUCUCCUGACGCUGAGACUUUCACAUCAAACCCAGAUGGUGCUCCAGGGUUUGCAUGCUAUGAUACUUCAAAGCCACUAUCGGGUCUACAGAUUUUUGGAUUUGAAGGAGUAGCUGCACUUAGGAAAAUAUAUGAACAGAAAAUGAGGGUUCAGUACCAAGAUGAUCAUAUUUAUGCUUUGGAAAAAGAAUUUGCAGAAGGUGAUCUCUUUAUCCUACAAGCUCGACCUAAUCUACCAAAUUCGGGCGGCUCCACCAGUCUUGGCUUGCUUAGAAGAGCCUUAUAUAAAGCUGCGGUGGAGUGCGGGCUCGUUGAGCCUGACAAGCGUCAUCAUUAUCUCUGGGUCACAGAAUUUCCCAUGUUCACAUUAGAUAACAUUGAGACUGUUGGACAAGAUGGUAAUUCGGGCCUGCAUGCAACCCAUCACCCUUUCACCGCCCCCAAAACAGAAGAUGAUGUCGAUAUCUUGUCGGUGGAACCCUUAAAAGCAAAAGCGGAUCACUAUGAUCUGGUCGUCAAUGGAAUAGAGCUUGGCGGUGGUAGUCGACGUAUUCAUGUUGCAGAGAUGCAGAAAUAUAUCAUGAGGGAUGUCCUCAAGAUGAGUAGUAAGCGCAUGGAUGACUUUUCACAUCUUCUUGGUGCACUUGCCGCCGGCUGUCCACCGCAUGCGGGUAUAGCUCUUGGUUUCGACCGACUGAUAGCAGUUUUGACAAAUAAGGACUCGAUCAAAGAUGUUAUUGCAUUUCCCAAGAGUUCAAAAGGAGAUGAUUUGAUGGCUAAAAGUCCAUCGAAGAUUUCAGAUGUUGAGUUGGCACGAUAUCAUAUAUUGUUGAAAAGUAUGUAA
Messenger RNA from Blumeria graminis f. sp. triticale, 2097 nucleotides. NCBI's taxonomy places the organism in Eukaryota, Fungi, Ascomycota, Leotiomycetes, Helotiales, Erysiphaceae. The record is from the annotation of a GenBank genome assembly.